CCCUACUCCCUCUUUUUAAUGUUCUACAACACCAUUGUAAAAUGGGAAAGUGGGUUUUAUAAUACAUUUUCAAUAGUGGUCAAUCCAUACAGACUUGGGGGGUAAACACAAAGAAGCCAUGGUGAUAAACAUCUGAGAUCAGCUCCCUCUCUGGAGUACGUGAUUUGACCAGAUGAGUCCCCCUCGCGCGCUCUUGCUCUCCGUCGCGCUCUUCUCCCUCGUCGCCGGCCUCGACGCCAGCGCCGGCGACGCGGAUCCGGUUUACAGGUCUUGCGUAGAAAACUGUGAAAGCUCGGGGUGUGUGGGAGACCAGUGCUUCCAACAUUGUAAAUUUUCAUCUGAUGGGAAACCUAUUGAUGGUCCAUGGUAUUUGCAAGAACCCCUUUACCUUAGAUGGAAACAUUGGGACUGCCAGAGUGAUUGCCGAUAUCAUUGUAUGCUUGUGAGAGAAGAGGAAAGACAGAAACUUGGCCACAAACCUGUUAAAUAUCAUGGGAAAUGGCCGUUCAAGCGUGUCUAUGGAUUUCAGGAACCUGUCUCUGUUGCUUUUUCUGCGCUUAAUCUUGCAAUGCACUUUCAUGGGUGGCUAUCCUUCUUCGUCCUUUUGUACUACAAGUUACCCCUGAGACCAGAUAAGAGAACUUACUAUGAAUAUACGAGCUUGUGGCAUGUGUAUGGUUUCUUGUCCAUGAAUUCCUGGUUCUGGAGUGCUGUAUUUCACAGUCGAGAUGUGGACUUCACAGAAAAGCUGGAUUAUUCAUCUGCUGUUGCAUUACUCGGGUUUUCUCUCAUAUUGGCAAUACUGAGAUCAAUUAACGUGAGAGAUGAGGCUGCUAGGGUCAUGGUUGCAGCUCCUCUUAUUGCAUUUGUGACCACACAUAUCUUAUAUCUCAACUUCUAUAAGCUUGAUUAUGGUCUGAACAUGAAAGUCUGCGUGGUGAUGGGCAUAGCUCAACUUCUUCUAUGGGCGGUAUGGGCUGGUGUCACUCGGCAUCCAUCGCGUUGGAAAUUGUGGGUGGUGGUCGUGGGUGGAGCUGCAGCUAUGCUGUUGGAGAUUUACGACUUCCCACCCUACCAGGGACUUGUAGAUGCCCAUGCUCUCUGGCAUGCCACUACCAUUCCUUUGACAUAUUUAUGGUGGAGCUUUAUUAGAGAUGAUGCCGACUUUAGGACAUCAACCAUCCUCAAGAAGAAGAAAUAGACACUUCCACAGAAAACAUGAUUUAUCAGAUCAUGAAUCUGGAACGGCAGACAUCGCUCCCCCUCAGUUAAGUCUUCACGCAUGACAGUUCUCACCAGCAUUCCCUUUGUUUGCUUCUCGUUUGACGAGAACUUGGUCAAUGCGAUAUGUGAUAUGCUUGUAAUGGCACUGAUCUUUGUGUUCUAUUUUACCCUCCACCAGAAGAAACCUACCAGAUGAGAAUUUUGAUCUAGGUAGCUUAAAAUUCAACUGUAGAUUUGUUUUGCUUCUGUCAUCAAGGAUAUAAGAUUCAGACUGUGCUUCCAA
Molecule: messenger RNA, 1507 nt
Organism: Syzygium oleosum
Lineage: Eukaryota; Viridiplantae; Streptophyta; Magnoliopsida; Myrtales; Myrtaceae
Exons: 6
Coding region: 173-1201 (342 amino acids)
Biological process (GO): GPI anchor biosynthetic process
Cellular component (GO): endoplasmic reticulum membrane
Molecular function (GO): hydrolase activity, acting on ester bonds
Source: RefSeq, a predicted model, not a curated record